This is a messenger RNA of Triplophysa rosa, 372 nucleotides long. RefSeq names its product urotensin 2, alpha (gene uts2a). The coding region runs from base 1 to 372 and encodes 123 amino acids. Gene Ontology annotation, biological process: blood vessel diameter maintenance; regulation of blood pressure. Lineage: Eukaryota; Metazoa; Chordata; Actinopteri; Cypriniformes; Nemacheilidae. Gene Ontology annotation, cellular component: extracellular region. The transcript is spliced from 4 exons. The record is from RefSeq and is a predicted model, not a curated record. Gene Ontology annotation, molecular function: hormone activity.
AUGAUGUGUAACCUGAUUCUGUCCUGCUCUCUCCUGAUCUCCUGCAGUCAUCUGCUGGCACAUCCCGUCACAGACACAGCUGAGAUGACCUACGGCAGCUCUGAUUCAGUGGAAGAGGCUGGAGCUUUCAGUCCUGAUGAUAUUUCUGUCGCCGAUCUCAGUGAUCUCCUGCAGAGGGCAACAGCAGGACAUCCCUCGCUGCUCAGCAGAGAAGGUAUCAAAACGUCCGGGCAGAUUCCUAAAAACGCUCUAAAAGAGGUUCUGCUAGAAAAACCCCAUCGCCUCAUGCCUGCCAGUUCUCUCUGGAGCAGCAGGAGACAGUUCAGGAAGAGAGGAAGCAGCGCAGAUUGUUUCUGGAAGUACUGCGUUUGA